Molecule: messenger RNA, 1382 nt
Organism: Paramecium sonneborni
Lineage: Eukaryota; Ciliophora; Oligohymenophorea; Peniculida; Parameciidae
Source: the annotation of a GenBank genome assembly
AUGAUUUCUGUUGUGGGCUAUGAAAAUCAAAAUAAUGUUAUAUACUAUGUUGUGUAAUUUGAGAAUACUGUUUUACAAAAAAGGUACUAAUAGCUUUACAGUUGUAGAUUUUCUUAAUUUGAAGAACUUCAUCAAUAAUUACUUCCUUAUUUUCCUUUACCCAACCUACCACCUAAAUAAUAUGUGACUGUACUGAUUGGCAAAUCUAUUGAAUAAUUAGAAAAACGAUAGAAAGCUCUUGAUGUUUACAUAAAAGAGUUGAACAAGAACCCUCGAAUAGUGAAAUCUUAUCAAUUUUAAUCAUUUUUGGGAUUAGCAUAAUCUAUACAAAUGAUAUAUGAAUUUGAAGGAGUUAGCUAACCAAUCAAAGACUUUACUAUAAAUUUUGAUAUGGGUUUGAUGUUGGUAUUAGGAAGCAUGAAAAAGAGUAUGCCCUCUAUUUUUAAUAAAGUAAAUCAGAAUUCAUAAGCAUUGGGAACUUUAGAAUGUUGGCUUUAAAAAGAAGAAGUAUUUAAGAAAGAAUGGACAUAUCCAUUCACUAAAUAAACUACUUGUUUCCAUCAUCUUGAAUAAACUGUUGUAAUUGGAUUUGAAGAUGGUUCAAUUACUUUAUUCUUAUUGAAUUAAGAAAAUGAGAUAGCAUCGAUAAAAGAAUAUUAUUAACAUUCAUCUAAAGUUCUUGCAGUUUAUUUAGCUAUUGAAUUUUUAUAUUCUAUUAGUGAUUCAGAAUUUAAGUAAUAUUAUUCUUAUUCAUUUCAGAGUUUUCUCUAUGAAUAAAAAUGAAUUUCUAAUUAAUUAAUCUUUGAAAGAACUUAAUGGAUUAUUGAUUAGCAAUAAUAAAGCAUAUGUGCAUGACUUAUUCGGCACUAUUUAUAUUUAUGAUCUCUAAAAAAUGUCCCUCAUACUAAAAUUCGAUACUUAUUUAGAGAACAUUAAGGGAAUUGAAAAAAACAACAAUAAAUUAUAUAUUGUGAAUUAAUCUGGGAUUAUAUAAAUCUUAGAAACAGAAACAUAUACUGUUUUAUAUAAAGGGAAAGGGAAAGUGUAAGUAAGAUAAUAAAUUAAUUAUGAGAGAGUAAAGAAAUAAGUUAUUCUGAGAGUAGAAAAGUUGUAUAUAUUGGCAAUAAAGAUGGUUCAAUAACUGCACAUGAUUCUUCUGAUUUUUCUUCAUUAUGUAAAUUUUGUUAAUAAAUUCUAGUUAUUAUAAAUGCUCAUAUUAAUAGUGUGAGUAGGAUAAGAAAUUUUGAAAAUGAAAAUUUGGUCAUUACAGCUGGUGAAGAUAGAUAUAUUAGAGUAUAAUAUUUAUAUAUUUAUAGGCUUGGAGAUUACCUAGUAUUUUGAUAAAUGAAGGAUAGAAAUAGUCUUAAUUAUAGUAAUCCUGA